Messenger RNA from Mytilus trossulus (common blue mussel), 1173 nucleotides. Its product is annotated as carbonic anhydrase 4-like. The transcript has 10 exons. Bases 1 to 1173 code for a protein of 390 amino acids. NCBI's taxonomy places the organism in Eukaryota, Metazoa, Mollusca, Bivalvia, Mytilida, Mytilidae. The record is from RefSeq and is a predicted model, not a curated record. Gene Ontology annotation, molecular function: zinc ion binding; carbonate dehydratase activity. Gene Ontology annotation, cellular component: plasma membrane. Gene Ontology annotation, biological process: one-carbon metabolic process.
AUGAAAUCGAAAGUUAUGUUACUCUUUUUCUGUAUAGAAACAAUUAUUUUGCAAGCGACUGAGGCGAAUGAAGAAGUGCAAGUGACGACACUGCCUAAAGCAAUUGAAGGUCUAACCUGGGGAUAUUAUCAAGGUGGCAUUCCGCCACCAUUUUGGUCUUGCCUAGCAAAUUAUGAAAUGUGUGCUGGUACCAUGCAGUCCCCUGUCAAUAUUGAAACACGUCACGUGGUCAGAAACAACAAGAUUAGAAAGUUUUGUUUCUCAGGACUCCGAAAAACAGCAGGAAUAAAAAUGGAGCUAAAAAAUACUGGUCUUGCAGUUAAAGUACAGUUUCCCGAUGUUCAGCCAAUAAUUAAAGGUGGAGGUCUACAGGGACCCCACACACUUUUACAGCUCCAUUUCCAUUGGGGAGAUAAUAGUCAAAGAGGUUCCGAGCAUACAAUAAAUGGACAACAUUCUGCUUUAGAAGCACAUUUUGUGUUUGUUCCAACAAGAGAUGACCCAAAACAUUUUGCCGCAGUCAUUGGAGUAAUGAUUUAUGCUGGAAGUUAUAAUCCAAAUUAUGAACAUAUAGUUUCUAAGCUUAAAGACGUAAGAAAUAUUGGUGACAAGACAGUCCUGGACACUGUUCCAAUUAUGGAUCUGUUCCCGGAAUCCACUCGUUGUUGGUACCGAUAUUGUGGAAGUUUAACCACACCACCAUGUAGAGAGACAGUGAUAUGGACUGUGUUUGAACAAGGCAUUUCCAUGUCAGAAGACCAGAUCAGUGAAUUUCAGAAGUUGAUGGGAGAACCAGCAGUAUUUACAGAAGGGAAAAACAAUAUAGUUGAUACCUUUAGACCUGUUCAGCCAUUGUUACAACGCAAGCAAUUAUUGAAAAGAAACUCUGAUUUGAGAAGGAGAAAAGUAUGUCAGGUUCCUACUUUGAUUAGUGCACAUCCUCCAGUAGCAUCACACUCUGUUGUUGGUGUAAAAAAGCCAAAGCCUAGCCGUCAUAUCACCAUCACUGAUGUAGAAAAGAUUCAGAAAUGUUAUGGCCUCACACUUCCUAUUGGAACACGAAUGAUUGAACCCACAUAUGCUGCAUGCACUAGCUGCCUGAUUAAAAUUUCCAAGCAGUCCACAGAGAUAGAAGCUGAAAGUCUUGAUCAAGGAAAGUGUGAAGAUGACUAG